Klebsormidium nitens is the source of this 957-nucleotide messenger RNA. The record is from the annotation of a GenBank genome assembly. Lineage: Eukaryota; Viridiplantae; Streptophyta; Klebsormidiophyceae; Klebsormidiales; Klebsormidiaceae.
AUGUCUAUGAGUGGCGUGCCGGGUCUGGCGCCCGGAGGCGCUUUCGCUGCUCCUGGAGGGUUCGGAAAUGGGGCGCUGAAUCUGCAGCGCGCGGUGGGGCCGCCCGAGAAGCGGCCAGAGGGGCCGGAGCGGCCAAUGGCGACGCCCGAGCAACUAGUGCUGGAGCUGAUCAUUCCGGAACAGAGGGAGAACGCGCUGCUAGACCUCAGCAAGAAGCGCGAGGCGUUCCCGGACCUCGCCCCCAUCCUGUGGCACUCGUGCGGCACGAUCGCGGCCCUGCUGCAGGAGAUUGUCUCCAUCUACCCCAUGCUCUCCCCCCCCACCCUCACCGCGGCCGCCUCCAACCGGGUCUGCAACGCGCUUGCACUUUUGCAGUGCGUUGCCUCGCAUCCGGACACGCGUGGGCUGUUCCUCAACGCCCACAUCCCCCUCUUCCUGUACCCCUUCCUGAACACCGUCAGCAAGACACGACCCUUUGAGUACCUGCGCCUGACGAGCUUAGGCGUAAUAGGAGCCCUGGUCAAGGUAGAUGACACGGAGGUGAUCAACUUUUUGUUAUCCACGGAGAUCAUCCCCCUUUGUCUGCGGACGAUGGAAAUGGGUAGCGAGUUGUCCAAAACGGUUGCGACGUUCAUCGUCCAGAAAAUUCUGCUGGACGACGUGGGGCUGGCGUACAUCUGCGCGACCGCGGAGCGCUUCUUCGCAGUGGGGGCCGUCCUUAGCAACAUGGUGCAAAUGCUGGCGGAGCAGCCGUCGGUCCGGCUGCUUAAGCACAUAAUCCGGUGCUACCUGCGCCUCUCGGACAACCCCAGGGCUUGCGAGGCCCUGAGAAACUGCCUGCCGGACUUGCUGAGGGACACCACGUUUAGCGCGUGCUUAAGGGAUGACGUCACAACGAGACGGUGGUUGCAAGAGCUGCUCAUGAGAGUUGGGCCACCUAUAUCACCGCACCCUUGA